AUGGAACAAGGAAAUGAUACACAAAUUCCAGAGUUUCUUCUUCUGGGAUUAUCAGAGGACCAAGAACUGCAGCCCCUCAUAUUUGGGCUUUUCAUCUCCAUGUACCUGAUCACUGUGUUUGGAAACCUGGUCCUCAUCCUAGCUGUCAGCAUAGACCCCAAACUCUACACACCCAUGUACUUCUUUCUGGCCAACUUGUCCUUUGUAGACAUCUGUUUCACCUCUACCACUCUUCCCAAGAUGCUGUGGAACAUCCAGACUCAGAGCAAAGUCAUAACCUAUGCAGGCUGUGUUACUCAAAUGUACUUUUUAAUGAUCUUUUCAGUUUUGGACAUCUACCUCCUUGCUGUGAUGUCCUAUGACCGCUUUGUAGCCAUCUGUCACCCCCUGCACUACACAGUCAUCAUGAACCCCCGGCUCUGUGGACUGCUUGUUCUGGGGUCCUGGAUCAUAAGUGUCUUGCAUUCCUUCUUACAAAUAUCAAUGGUGUUGCAGCUGUCCUUCUGUACAGAGGUGGAAAUCCCCCACUUUUUCUGUGAACUCAAUCAGAUGAUCCAACUUGCUUGUUCUGACACUUUCCUUAAUAACAUGGUGAUGUAUUUUGCAGCUGUCCUGCUGGUUGGUGUUCCCCUUGCUGGGAUCCUUUACUCUUACUCUAAGAUUGUUUCCUCCAUACUUAGGAUCUCAUCAGCCCAGGGGAAGUAUAAAGCAUUUUCCACCUGUGCAUCUCACCUCUCAGUUGUCUCCUUAUUUUUUUGUACAAGCCUAGGAGUGUACCUUAGCUCUGCUGCCACCCAGAGCUCCCAUUCAAGUGCAGUAGCCUCAGUGAUGUACACGGUGGUCACACCCAUGCUGAACCCCUUCAUCUACAGCCUUAGGAACAAAGAUAUAACAAGGGCUCUGAAAAGAAUGGGGACUAAGGAGGGCACUUGA
Molecule: messenger RNA, 933 nt
Organism: Lontra canadensis (Northern American river otter)
Lineage: Eukaryota; Metazoa; Chordata; Mammalia; Carnivora; Mustelidae
Product: olfactory receptor 7A17-like
Exons: 1
Coding region: 1-933 (310 amino acids)
Biological process (GO): G protein-coupled receptor signaling pathway
Cellular component (GO): membrane
Molecular function (GO): G protein-coupled receptor activity; olfactory receptor activity
Source: RefSeq, a predicted model, not a curated record